CGCCGCUUUGUUGUCGUACGUGCUCUGACAUACGUCGGUCUAUCUGCUACAAACACACACAAGAUGGAGGUGGAGCAGCUCCUGUCUCUGUCAGGCCCGGCGCUGGCCCAGGCUGUCAGUUCUCUGCUGGAGACCCCAGGCCUGUACGUCUUCUCCGACAUCCUGGAGCUGCCUAAUGUCAGAGAGAUGGAGAAUGGUCCUCAUGCACCAAUGUACCAGCUCCUGAACCUCUUUGCCUAUGGAACCUACUGCGACUACAAAGAGAGAGCAGCCUCCCUUCCAGAGCUGACCCCCGCACAGAGAAACAAACUCCGCCAUCUGUCCAUCAUCAGCCUGGCCUCCAACCUCAAGUGCCUGCCGUACUCGCUCCUUCUGCAGCAGCUGGAGCUGAAGAAUGUGCGGGAGCUGGAGGACCUGCUGAUCGACGCCGUUUACUGUGACAUCAUCCAGGGCAAACUGGACCAGAGGAACCAGCAGGUGGAGGUCGACUGCAGCGUGGGCCGUGACCUCGGCCCCAACGAGCUCCCAAACAUAGUCAACACGUUGCAGGAGUGGUGCACAGGGUGCGAGGCGGUGUUGUGCGGUAUCGAGGAGCAGGUCACGAGAGCCAACCAGUACAGAGAGAGCCAGCUGAAGGUCAAAGUCCAAGUGGAAACAGAGGUUUCAAACCUACAGAAAACGUUAAAGGCCAGCGCCGCCUCUCCCUCAUCAGGCCCCGCCCCUGCUGGAGCCGCCUCCAAUCAGGACGCAGACCAGCCUGCUGAGCUGCGAGACCCCGCCUCCUCUCAGGAACCUCGGCAACCCGGCAAAAAGAGUUCAAAGGUGAAAGGGCUGCGCGGCAGUGGGAAGAUCUGGUCCAAGUCUAACUGAGGACAAGAGGAGGACGGUGGCACGGACGGACACUGUCACCGAUGAUUGGACACGUGGACGUGUUGAUGGACAAAUGGAAACAUUCAACAAUGUGACCAAUGCUCACGGACACCCUCGUCACAUACACCUAAAAACCAGGAAGCUUCAUGGGAACUUUUCUUAUCACCUAAUUUCACUUUGACGGAUUUGGAAAAACACACUUGACCGAUGGAUACGACGGGUGGGACAUCUUCGCUUGCAGUUGUUACUUACUUAACAAGGUGGACUAUCACUAUAUAUAUACACACACACACACACACAGCGCAAUUGUAACACAUUAAGACAGAGCAGUCUGCAGAAGGAGUCUUUGACCAGAAACAGGAUCCGUGUAUUUGAAGCUUGUGUGUGUGUGUGUGUGUGUGUGCGUGUGUGUGUUUCUCUCUUAUCAGUUUAAAAAUGUUGUUUUUGUUUAGAUUCAUUCUGCGUUGCUUUGUAUUUUCUUCUCUCUGCUGAAUUGAGACAUGUUUAAAAUCAGAAUAUAAAUAGUUGGGAAAUAAAGCAACGCCCUGUACUUA
Molecule: messenger RNA, 1424 nt
Organism: Limanda limanda (common dab)
Lineage: Eukaryota; Metazoa; Chordata; Actinopteri; Pleuronectiformes; Pleuronectidae
Gene: cops7a
Product: COP9 constitutive photomorphogenic homolog subunit 7A
Exons: 8
Coding region: 64-870 (268 amino acids)
Biological process (GO): COP9 signalosome assembly
Cellular component (GO): COP9 signalosome
Source: RefSeq, a predicted model, not a curated record